This is a messenger RNA of Heteronotia binoei (common prickly gecko), 4809 nucleotides long. RefSeq names its product U2 snRNP associated SURP domain containing (gene U2SURP). The record is from RefSeq and is a predicted model, not a curated record. Gene Ontology annotation, molecular function: RNA binding. The coding region runs from base 107 to 3097 and encodes 996 amino acids. Gene Ontology annotation, cellular component: nucleus. Lineage: Eukaryota; Metazoa; Chordata; Lepidosauria; Squamata; Gekkonidae. Gene Ontology annotation, biological process: RNA processing. The transcript has 27 exons.
CUUGUUGCCCCUUAACCCCUCCUUCCGUCUUCGACUCGUCUCUUCAAUCGGAGGAGUCGGUACUCGAUUCUCUGCCGCCGAAAGUUGAGCGGGGGAGAGAAUCAAGAUGGCGGACAAGACGCCAGGCGGUUCGCAGAAGGCCAGUGGGAAGACCAGGAUGCCAGACACAACACGUACCCCUGGGUCUCCAGAAAAUCAUCCAUUGCUAGAAAGCAAACUUAAAGCUUUCAGUAUUGGCAAGAUGAGUGCUGCCAAGAGAACCUUAAGCAAAAAGGAGCAGGAGGAACUGAAAAAGAAGGAAGAUGAGAAGGCAGCUGCAGAAAUUUAUGAAGAAUUCCUUGCUGCUUUUGAAGGAAGUGAUGGGAAUAAAGUAAAGACAUUUGUCAGAGGUGGUAUUGUUAAUGCAUCUAAAGAAGAACAUGAAACUGAUGAAAAACGAGGAAAAAUCUACAAGCCUUCAUCACGAUUUGCAGAUCAAAAAACCCAGCAAAGUCAGUCGUCAUCGUCGUCAUCAUCAUCAUCGUCUUCUAAUGAGAGACCUCCCUCCCUUCUAGUGAUAGAAACAAAAAAGCCACCUUUGAAGAAGGGGGAAAAAGAAAAGAAAAAGAGCAAUUUGGAGCUUUUUAAAGAAGAAUUAAAACAAAUUCAAGAAGAACGUGAUGAAAGGCAUAAAACCAAAGGCAGAUUAAGUCGUUUUGAGCCGCCUCAGUCAGAUUCAGAUGGACAGCGUCGUUCCAUGGAUGCCCCUUCAAGAAGAAACAGAUCUUCAGGUGUACUGGAUGACUAUGCUCCAGGUUCACAUGAUGUAGGAGAUCCAAGCACAACAAAUUUGUACCUUGGAAACAUUAAUCCCCAGAUGAACGAAGAGAUGUUAUGCCAGGAAUUUGGGCGCUUUGGACCUCUAGCGAGUGUCAAAAUUAUGUGGCCAAGAACUGAUGAAGAAAGAGCAAGAGAAAGGAAUUGUGGAUUUGUUGCCUUCAUGAAUAGGAGAGAUGCUGAACGUGCACUAAAGAAUUUGAACGGCAAGAUGAUCAUGUCUUUUGAGAUGAAACUCGGCUGGGGCAAAGCUGUUCCUAUUCCUCCACAUCCUAUAUACAUUCCUCCUUCUAUGAUGGAGCAUACUCUCCCACCACCUCCAUCGGGACUGCCUUUUAAUGCUCAGCCCAGAGAGAGAUUGAAGAACCCUAAUGCUCCAAUGUUGCCACCGCCAAAAAACAAGGAGGAUUUUGAGAAGACUCUGUCGCAAGCCAUAGUCAAAGUGGUUAUCCCAACAGAAAGGAAUUUGCUUGCGCUGAUACAUCGAAUGAUAGAGUUUGUGGUGCGUGAAGGACCUAUGUUUGAAGCCAUGAUUAUGAACCGAGAAAUCAAUAAUCCAAUGUUCAGGUUUUUAUUUGAGAAUCAGACUCCAGCACAUGUCUACUACAGGUGGAAGCUUUAUUCAAUCCUGCAGGGCGAUGCGCCAACGAAAUGGAGAACUGAAGAUUUUCGUAUGUUUAAAAAUGGGUCUUUCUGGAGGCCACCUCCUUUAAAUCCGUAUCUUCAUGGGAUGUCAGAAGAACAAGAGCCUGAAGCAUUUGUUGAGGAGCCUAGCAAGAAGGGUGCACUUAAGGAAGAACAGAGGGACAAAUUAGAGGAAAUCCUGCGUGGCUUAACACCGCGUAAGAAUGAUAUUGGAGAUGCAAUGGUUUUCUGUCUUAAUAAUGCUGAAGCUGCUGAAGAAAUUGUAGAUUGCGUCACAGAGUCACUGUCAAUCUUGAAGACUCCGCUUCCGAAAAAGAUUGCAAGAUUAUAUUUGGUUUCUGAUGUGUUAUACAAUUCUUCUGCUAAAGUUGCCAAUGCGUCAUAUUACAGAAAGUUUUUUGAAACAAAACUAUGUCAGAUAUUUUCUGAUUUGAAUGCUACCUACCGAACAAUACAAGGCCAUUUACAGUCUGAAAACUUUAAGCAACGGGUAAUGACAUGCUUCAGAGCAUGGGAAGACUGGGCGAUUUAUCCAGAACCAUUUUUGAUCAAACUGCAGAAUAUUUUCUUGGGGCUUGUAAAUAUUAUAGAAGAAAAAGAAGCAGAGGAAGUGCCAGAUGAUCUUGACGGAGCUCCCAUUGAGGAAGAACUAGAUGGUGCUCCACUAGAGGAUGUGGAUGGGAUUCCUAUUGAUGUUGCUCCUAUAGAUGACAUUGAUGGAGUGCCCAUCAAGUCACUUGAUGAUGAUCUCGAUGGUGUACCUUUGGAUACAACUGAAGAAUCUAAAAAGAAUGAACCGAUCUUCAAAGUGGCCCCUUCAAAAUGGGAAGCAGUGGAUGAAUCUGCCCUUGAAGCUCAAGCGGUAACAACAUCUAAAUGGGAACUGUUUGACCAGCAUGAGGAAUCAGAAGAGGAAGAAAAUCAGAACCAAGAGGAAGAAAGUGAAGAUGAGGAGGAUACUCAGAGUUCUAAAUCAGAGGAGCAUCAUAUGUAUUCCAAUCCGAUCAGAGAAGAAAUGCCUGAUUCAAAGUCUUCAAUCAAGUACUCAGAAAUGAGUGAGGAAAAGCGUGCCAAACUCCGAGAGAUUGAACUGAAGGUCAUGAAAUUUCAGGAUGAAUUGGAAUCUGGAAAAAGGCCCAAGAAGCUAGGACAGAGUUUUCAGGAACAGAUUGAACACUACAGAGAUAAGCUGCUGCAGAGAGAAAAAGAAAAGGAGCAGGAAAGGGAGAGAGAAAGAGAUAAGAAGGAUAAAGAAAAAUCUGAAUCCAGAUCUAAAGAGAAGAAGGAAAAAGAAGAAAGUACACCAACAAGAAAAGAGAGGAAAAGGCGGCACAGUACAUCACCCAGUCCAUCCCGCAGCAGUGGAAGUAGACGAGCAAAAUCACCAUCACCAAAAUCAGAACGCUCAGAGCGAUCGGAAAGAUCCCACAAAGAAAGUUCACGUUCUCGGUCCUCUCACAAAGAUUCGCCCAGAGAUGCCAGUAAAAAAGCCAAAAGAUCACCAUCUGGCUCAAGGACACCCAAAAGAUCAAGGAGGUCACGAUCCAGGUCACCUAAAAAGUCAGGGAAAAAAUCCAGGUCUCAGUCCCGCUCUCCACACAGAUCCCACAAGAAGUCAAAGAAGAGUAAACACUGACAAACUGUUAAUUUUUAUGCUGUCAUUUACUGGAAAUGCGGUUUUGUUUUUGUGCCUGAACAGUCUGUUUUAAAAACAAAACAUAAAGAGCAUUCCUAAAUUUUUUUGUGAAUGCACGUGUAUACUCAUGAGUAACUGCGUCGGUAGACCUGUCAUUGUUUUAUAUUGUACAAAAUACCUUCAUUGUGGCUACUUCCCAUGAUGAAAUUUUGUGUUUAGAAACUUCAUCCAAAAUGUGUGUAACUGAUCUGCUGGCAGUAGUGGUAUUUUGUUUUAGAAUGUUGUGACUUCGCAAAACCAACAACACAGUUGUUCUUUCCCCCCCUUCCCUUUUUUGUAGCUUUGACAAUUUGAAUUAGAUUUCAAAUAAAAUCUGAAAGAAAAUAUACAAAAAUUGUUUUCUUUCCCUUCCUACAUUGAUUAUUCAACCCAUAACUUGGCACCCCUACGUUUUUCAGAUCCUUUAACAGGAUUCUUCAAUAUGGUGGUCAGGCUGAAGAUUCAGGUAUGAUGAUUUUCAUCUCACUAAUAUUGGUGUUUGACAAAGUUUUAUUUAAUACAAAGAACAUUUAUCGUACACAAUUAUGUGCUUUAAAAGUACAUUGUGGGUUAUAGCAUGAAUCUCCAGUCAUAGCCUACAAGUGCUGCAGGAAACCUCGUUCUUUGCCAGCCUUAUUCUCCCCGUAAUAACUUGGUAAUCAGGAUCCAUUGACGAUAUUCUCUCUGUGCAGGGCAGUUGUGCUUGUUCCAUAUCCACAGCACCAACUGGCGGUGACUUACUUGCUGGAGAACUGAUGAGCAUUUUAGCUUCUUCCAGUAUGUUUGGUGCUAUAGAUUCUUAGUUGAAGAAAUUCAUUAAGAAGGCAAAGGAGGAAUUUGUCAUUAAGCCCUCCUCCUACAAAUUUAGGUUCUUCUUUCCUGUCUACUUGCUGUUAACUUCUUUCCUUUCUCUUGAGUCACAUAACUCUCCUGAGCCAUUCAGAACAGCAGCAUCGUAUGAUUGAUUAGAUAAUUUAAACCAAGCAAAUAGAGCAAUUUUAAUACAUAUUUCUGUAAAUAAAAAUUACUAUUGUAUAAACUUGGCAGUAAUUCUCUCUCUGCAUCUAAAAUAGGAAAUGUGAAGUUCACAUCUGAAACACUCUGCUCCCUUUCAUAGGAAUGGUUGCAAGCAUUAUUCCUAAUUGACUGGAGCCUUCUCAAACUGUAGUUAAAAGAUAAAUCUUCUGGAGAUGUGUUAGGCUAAAUGAUAAUUUUAGCCACAGUAUUAGUUUGCACAUUGUUCUCAUGCAAGCAAUGAAAGGAAAGCAUAAAACUGUACAGAAGCAUUUUCCUGAGCAAAAAAUGCUAGAAUGAUCACAACUUUAAAAUACAUAAUGGAUUGUCUUUCUAAAGUGGAUUUUAUUCCAGAAGGUGACCUUGUAAAUUCAUUUUUGUAUUGAGUUCAUCUAUUGGCUGUGAAAAUGGUUGAAAUAGUGGAAGAAAUUAGAUUUUUAUUACUUGUAUGUUUUUCUAAUAUGCUUGUAUUCUCCCCACCCCCUUUUCCAGUUUUGGAUGCCCUCUUGUUUUAAGCCUGCUUUUCUCUUUUGGCAUUGAUACAACAUUGCACCUCCUCUGGGUCACUUAACAUUUUUUUCCAUGAAAGAAAAAGAGAAAGUUCAUUUGUUUCUUGGAGGAGCAGGCAGAUUGUAAUAAAAAUGUAAAGUUUAAAGGGA